AAUUACUUGGUAUUAGAAUGCAUUUGACCGUCAGGAGAGUACCUAUGUACUUAAAAUACAGUUCUACCUUACCAGUCCGAUCGACCAGGGAUUUGGACAGCAUUGUGAGGCCCCCUGUUCCGGUAUUACUCGCCGUUCGACCCCCUAGACAACGUAGCUGAAUGCUAUUGAGCCUUGUUUGAGCUUAGAGACAAGGGUAAUGAAGAAGUCCCCUUACCCCAGGCUUGACCCCUCCGCACGCGAAUAAGACUCAAUUAUGCCAUCCUUGAUUACAAGUCACAGCUCCAACUUUCCAGGGUCCCAUAUUCUUGAAUUAACAUCCCGCAGAUUGACAUUUUUGCUCUAUUGGAAUCGAGCUUGUCUUAAUCACUUAUCCCAAUGACGCAGACGGCAGUAGAUUUCAGCCCGACUUUGCAAGUCGUCACCUGGCUUUUGCUAGCUCUCCUCUCACUUGUACUGUUCUUUCGACUUUUGACGAGAUUUUUCAUCAAAUCUGACCGGUAUAUUGGGUACGAUGGCCUUUUCAUUCUGUUUGCUUUCGUGUUCGCGGUCGGAGAGUCAGUAACAGAGAUCAUACCCCCUGGCGCAAUCUAUGGACGCGAUAUUGGCUCGAUUUCACCGACACAACUUCAGAGCGGCAUCAAGGACGGCUAUGCGCGGGACAUCUUAUUCUUGCUCUCAUUGGGGUUUGCCAAGCUUUCUGUAACGUCCGGCUUGAUGAUUCUCUCUCCAAGACGACCAACCCAGCUUGUCAUCAAGACCACAACACUUACAAUAGCCGUGUGGACUGUAUCUUCGGUCCUCAUUGCUGCUCUACAGUGUGGAGCCCAGGGGCCAUGGGCUUCUAAGGCUAAGCAGUGCAUCGAUAUAGUCGCAUUUUGGGAGUCCGUAUCUAUCAUCAGCCUACUUCUCGAUAUCACUCUCGUGGCAAUACCCGCUUUUAUCGUAUUUCCGCUGCACAUGUCACUUAAGAUGCGCCUAGUGGUUAUCUGCUUUUAUUCUGCCCGGCUUCUGUGUAUCGUGCCGACUAUCUUCCAGCUCAUAUACACUCCUCGGCUGGCGGACGACAACUUCAUUUGGAGUGGAUUUGCCUUCUACCUGUCUAUGCAGCUUGUGCAGUUUACUAACAUCUCUACGGCGUGCAUCAUUUACUUUUGGCCAUUCCUGCGGUCUUUACAGACCGGCUUGAUCUUUCACAAUAAGGAUGGCCUUAAGCUACAGUAUAGCCUGACCAAGAUGCGUAAGUUGGGCUCAAAGGACAGUGGGAAUUCUGCGUUGGCGCUGAAUCAAGCAGCACGUGACAGAAAUGAUUAUGUCGAGAUCACGACUGAAAUAUCCGCUGCCUAGAAAAGAGAUUAU
Molecule: messenger RNA, 1359 nt
Organism: Xylaria bambusicola
Lineage: Eukaryota; Fungi; Ascomycota; Sordariomycetes; Xylariales; Xylariaceae
Exons: 5
Coding region: 379-1347 (322 amino acids)
Source: RefSeq, a predicted model, not a curated record